Messenger RNA from Peromyscus leucopus (white-footed mouse), 650 nucleotides. RefSeq names its product bile salt sulfotransferase 1-like. Gene Ontology annotation, biological process: sulfation. Gene Ontology annotation, molecular function: sulfotransferase activity. The record is from RefSeq and is a predicted model, not a curated record. NCBI's taxonomy places the organism in Eukaryota, Metazoa, Chordata, Mammalia, Rodentia, Cricetidae. Bases 81 to 635 code for a protein of 184 amino acids. The transcript is spliced from 3 exons. Gene Ontology annotation, cellular component: cytoplasm.
AUUACCGCUCAAUGUUUGCUACAAGCUGAACAGGUGGCUAAAGCUGGAAUCCUAACAGUAACAACACAGAGUUCUAUGCCAUGUCAGACUACCUUUGGUUUGAAGGAAUACCUUUCCCUGCUGUAGGGUUUGAAAAAGAAAUAAUUCAAGAAGCUUGUGAUAAGUUUGUGAUCAGAGAUGAAGACACAGUCAUACUUUCUUACCCCAAAUCAGGAACUAACUGGCUGAUUGAGAUUGUCUGCUUGAUUCAGACCAAGGGGGAUCCCAAGUGGGUCCAAUCUGUGCCUAUCUGGGAACGUUCACCCUGGUUAGAGACAGAAGAUGGACAUAAAAUAUUACUGAAUAAGGAAGGACCACGCCUCAUCAGCUCCCACCUUCCCUUCCAUCUUUUCCCCAAGUCCUUCUUCAGUUCCAAGGCCAAGGUGAUCUACAUCAUCAGAAAUCCCAGAGAUAUUCUUGUGUCUGGUUAUUUUUUCUGGUCUAAGACAAACCUUGUUAAGAAUCCAGAAUCACUGAGAACUUAUUUUGAAUGGUUCCUCAAAGGAAAUGGUGAGUUUGCUAUUAUAUAUAGGACUUGGGAGAGGAUCAAAGAUAUUUUUAAAGACAAGAUCAGAUAUAGCUCAGGCUGCUCUUGAACUCUCUACAUAGAC